AUGAAGAAGCACCUGGGCACCUGGGGGUUGGCUAUUGUCUGUGUCCUGCUCUUCAACCAUCUCUCCGCCAUCAAGGCGAGGGGCAUCAAGCACAGAAUCAAGUGGAACCGGAAGUCUGUGCCCAGCACCGUCCAGAUCACAGAAGCCCAGGUAGCCCAGAACCCCCCAGGAGCCUUCAUCAAGCAAGGCCGAAAGCUCCACAUCGACUUCGGAGCUGAGGGCAACAAGUACUACGAGGCCAACUACUGGCAGUUCCCUGACGGGAUCUACUACGACGGCUGCUCCGAAGCCAACGUGACCAAGGAGGUGUUCAUCGCCAAGUGCAUCAAUGCUACCCAGGCAGCCAACCAGGCCGAGUUUUCCAGGGAGAAACAGGACAAUAAGCUUCACCAGCGGGUCCUGUGGCGGCUGAUCAAAGAGCUCUGCUCAGUCAAGCACUGCGACUUCUGGUUGGAAGGGGGAGCCGGAUUCCAUCUCUCCGUGGACCAGCCAGUGAUGCUCUGCCUGCUGGUCUUCAUUUGGCUCAUUGUGAAAUAA
Molecule: messenger RNA, 537 nt
Organism: Urocitellus parryii (Arctic ground squirrel)
Lineage: Eukaryota; Metazoa; Chordata; Mammalia; Rodentia; Sciuridae
Gene: Prnd
Product: prion like protein doppel
Biological process (GO): protein homooligomerization; intracellular copper ion homeostasis
Cellular component (GO): membrane
Molecular function (GO): copper ion binding
Source: RefSeq, a predicted model, not a curated record